GGGAGGGGGGAUACUAGAAAUAGCUGCCAUGUGGAAAUUUCCUAUCCCAAAUCCUGCCUCUUGUCUUUUUCCCACCCCUGCCAAAGGUCACCAAAAUUUUCCAGAAGAAGAAGAUCUUGGUGACAUACAGCUUCCGUCAGUCCUUUCCCCUGGUGGAAAUGCACAUGCAGCUCUUCCAGAAUUCAUAUUACCAGUUUGGGAUCAAGUUACUGUCUGCAGUACCUGGUGGAGAGCGAAAAGUCCUCAUCAUCUUCAAUGCCCCUAGCCUCCAGGACCGGCUACGCUUCACAUCCGACCUACGUGAAUCCAUUGCUGAGGUGCAGGAGAUGGAGAAAUACCGUGUGGAGUCGGAGCUGGAGAAGCAGAAAGGUAUGAUGCGGCCUAAUGCCUCACAGUCUGGAGGAGCCAAGGACUCAGUGAAUGGAACACUGGCCCGCAGUAGCCUGGAGGACACUUAUGGAGCAGGCGAUGGGCUCAAACGGGGUGCACUCAGCAGUUCACUGCGAGACCUCUCUGAUGCAGGGAAGCGGGGGCGGCGUAACAGCGUGGGAUCGCUGGACAGCACCAUCGAAGGGUCUGUUAUUAGCAGUCCACGCCCUCACCAGAGGAUGCCACCUCCGCCCCCACCCCCGCCGCCAGAGGAGUACAAGAGCCAGAGGCCGGUCUCCAACUCCUCAUCCUUCCUGGGCUCCCUAUUUGGAAGCAAGCGGGGCAAGGGGCCCUUCCAGAUGCCACCACCACCAACAGGCCAGGCCUCUGCCUCCUCUUCAUCUGCUUCCUCCACCCACCACCACCACCACCACCACCACCAUGGUCACAGCCACGGUGGCCUGGGGGUGCUACCUGAUGGGCAGUCCAAGCUCCAGGCCCUGCAUGCCCAGUAUUGCCAAGGACCCGGCCCUGCCCCGCCACCCUACCUCCCACCCCAGCAACCCCCUCUGCCCCCUCCUCCUCAGCAGCCUCCACCCCUGCCUCAAUUGAGCUCCAUUCCACCACCACCCGCCUCAGCCCCACCUGUGGGGCCACAUCGCCACUUCCAUGCCCAUGGCCCAGUCCCAGGGCCCCAGCACUAUACCUUGGGCCGGCCAGGCAGGGCCCCACGACGGGGGGCUGGAGGUCACCCUCAGUUUGCUCCACAUGGCCGCCACCCCCUGCACCAGCCCACAUCCCCAUUGCCCCUGUAUAGCCCUGCCCCCCAGCACCCCCCUGCCCAUAAGCAGGGCCCCAAGCACUUCAUCUUCAGUCACCACCCACAGAUGAUGCCAGCAGCAGGCGCAGCUGGGGGCCCUGGGUCCCGGCCACCAGGGAGCUCCUACUCCCACCCCCACCACCCUCAGUCACCAUUGUCACCGCACUCACCCAUCCCACCCCACCCCUCCUACCCACCUCUACCCCCACCCUCACCCCACACCCCGCAUUCACCCCUGCCACCCACCUCCCCCCAUGGCCCGCUGCACGCCUCUGGGCCCCCUGGCACGGCUAACCCACCCAGUGCAAACCCCAAGGCCAAGCCAAGCCGGAUCAGCACCGUGGUCUGAUGAAUGGAGUGAGCAAGCUGAGGAACAGAAAGGCCUGGGGAAUCUACAGGAGAGGGACCUUUCCCCUCUCUUCUUCCUCAGUUUUUUCAAAAUACAUAUACACAUAAUAAUGUCCUCUCCCCUUUCUCACUGCCUUGGUAACCCUCCUCCAACCCUCAGUAGUUGCCUCGGGGUUUUCUUCCAGAUUUGAGGACCCUUGCCAUUUACAGCCUGGACUUAGGGCACUCUUAACACUGGGUAGUGGUGAGGGUCUUUCAAAGAUCCUCAUCCUCUUUUCCUGUCUUCCUCUUCACCCCUUGUCCUGGAGGUCUAGCUCGGUGGCCUCAGACCUCCAGGCCAAUGUGAGCUCCCUUGCAGCUCUGGCUGGUGGAGAAGGGCAGAUGUCCGGAGCUGUAGGGGUGAAGGCUUCCCCAGAGCUCCUCUGGCCGUGUGGGGCUAAGAGAAGAGAAGAGCUCUGUAGAGUUGUGGCCAAACCUCAGCUGGCUAGGCCCUCUCUGACCUCAGGGCCUGGCCACACACCUCCAUGUGUCUUUCUGCCUGCUGGAGGACACAGACUGUCAAUGCACUCGGUGGGUGGGACACUCCCCCCCCACCCCCGCUUGUGCUGGCCCCCACACGGGGCAGUGCUUCCUCUCUCAAGCCAGUCUAUGCCCUCUCUCCAGUAGGCCCCAGUCCAGACCUCUUCGGCUUCAGGAACUUGCCUCGCCCUGCAACGUUCUUAUCCUGAUCAAAGUCCAGACAGGUUUUGGGGUGGGGGAGGCUCAGGUCUGGGAUGAGAAGGGCACUGCCCUCCCUCACCCAUAUUGCAUGCCCCCCCCAUUCCCUUCCACCUUUUCCACCUACAACCGAAGACAAUGCACUUUACAGAUAACGCCCACACACGCCUUGCUGAGGCAGGGCACUCAGCAUCAGCCCUGGGGAGAGGCUCCCAGGGGGCCACCUUGAGCCCAAGAUGUCCUUCCUGAGGCAGAGAUUGAAGCCAUCAGAGCCAGGGCUGGGAGCCAGAAUGCCCAAGUUCUUCUGUCCAUCAAAAUCUCUGCUGCCUCUCCAACCCUUUUGCAACCCUGUUUAUUUAUUAUAAAUAUAUUUUUUACAAGCCCUAGUUCCUCUUCUUGCCCUGCACAUCCAGCUCCUUUCUCAGCUCCUGCCUUCCUCUCCCCUCUCCACUAUGGGCUGCAGUAUAGACAGAUGGACCUUGGCUGUGAAAGGGCCAGGGACCCUGAGGCGCGGGGGGUUGGGGGUAGGGGGGUGUAGGACGGGGUGGUGGUGAUGGUGGUGGGAGGGGCUGUAUGGAGAGGAGCUGGGGUUCAGGCAUUGUCUUUUUUCCUCCUUGUAUAUAAGAAUGUAUAUUUGAUGCCUCAUAAAAGACCUUGUGCUCAC
Castor canadensis (American beaver) is the source of this 2918-nucleotide messenger RNA. The record is from RefSeq and is a predicted model, not a curated record. Lineage: Eukaryota; Metazoa; Chordata; Mammalia; Rodentia; Castoridae.